GCCGCCUGGGAGGGAUGGUUUUCGCGACAGAGCAGAGCCGCGGCGGCUGCCGCCUCCGCGGGUGCUGAGACGGGAUUUUCGUGGUGCAGUUCCCGGGCUCCCAGCUUCAUGACUGCGCGGAGCGGGGAAUCGCCAACACCAUGCGAGCACAAAUUGAAGUGAUACCAUGCAAAAUCUGUGGUGAUAAGUCCUCUGGAAUACAUUAUGGAGUCAUCACAUGUGAAGGCUGCAAGGGAUUCUUUCGGAGGAGUCAGCAGAACAAUGCCUCCUACUCCUGCCCAAGGCAGAGAAACUGUUUAAUUGACAGAACCAACAGAAAUCGUUGCCAACACUGCCGACUGCAGAAAUGUCUUGCCCUGGGAAUGUCUAGAGAUGCUGUGAAAUUUGGAAGAAUGUCCAAAAAGCAGAGGGAUAGCUUGUAUGCUGAAGUGCAGAAGCACCAGCAGCGAUUGCAGGAACAGCGGCAGCAGCAGAGCGGUGAGGCAGAAGCCCUUGCCAGGGUUUACAGCAACAGCAUCAGCAACGGCUUGGGCAAUCUGAACAACGAAACGGGCAGCACCUAUUCAAAUGGGCACGUCAUCGACCUGCCAAAGUCUGAGGGUUAUUACAACGUGGAUUCUGCCCAGCCUUCUCCAGAUCAGUCUGGCUUAGACAUGACUGGAAUCAAACAGAUAAAGCAGGAACCUAUCUAUGACCUCACCUCUGUACCAAACUUGUUUACCUAUAGCUCUUUCAACAAUGGGCAGUUAGCUCCGGGGAUAUCCAUGACUGAAAUAGAUCGAAUUGCACAGAAUAUCAUUAAAUCUCACUUGGAGACAUGCCAAUAUACAAUGGAGGAGCUACACCAGCUAGCUUGGCAAACCCACACAUAUGAAGAAAUUAAGGUUUACCAGAGCAAGACCAGAGAAGCCCUUUGGCAGCAGUGUGCCAUUCAGAUCACUCAUGCUAUCCAGUAUGUGGUGGAGUUCGCAAAGCGGAUAACAGGCUUUAUGGAGCUCUGCCAGAAUGACCAAAUUCUCCUCCUUAAGUCAGGCUGCUUGGAAGUGGUUUUGGUGAGAAUGUGCCGUGCCUUCAACCCACUCAACAAUACUGUUCUGUUUGAAGGAAAGUAUGGAGGGAUGCAGAUGUUCAAAGCCUUGGGUUCUGAUGAUCUGGUGAAUGAAGCAUUUGACUUUGCUAAGAAUUUAUGUUCCUUACAGCUGACUGAGGAGGAGAUUGCCUUGUUUUCAUCUGCUGUUCUGAUAUCACCAGAUCGAGCCUGGUUAAUAGAGCCAAGGAAGGUCCAGAAGCUUCAGGAAAAGAUUUACUUUGCACUUCAACAUGUGAUCCAGAAGAACCACCUCGAUGAUGAGACUUUGACAAAGUUAAUAGCCAAGAUACCAACCAUUACUGCACUUUGCAACUUGCACGGAGAGAAACUACAGGUAUUUAAACAGUCUCACCCAGAUAUAGUGAACACACUAUUUCCUCCAUUAUACAAGGAGCUUUUCAAUCCAGACUCAACCACUGGCUGCAAGUGAAGGGGAUAAUGAAAUUUUCACGUAGUCAUGGAAUGCAUCACUGUUAAGACAAAAAGAAAUGUUUUCAUAAUGAACUUAUUAAAAAUGUCACUACUGCAACACUAGGAAUGUUCUGCACUUAAUAGAAUUAUUUUUCACCGCUACAGUUUGAAGAAUGUAAAUAUGCAAUUCUGAGUGGGGAUGUCUUUUUUCUCUUUUCUUUGUUUACCUUUUUUUUUUUCUUACUGAACUGACAAUGAAUAUACAAAUAUAGGACACUGGGUGUUACCUUUUUUUUUUUAUUUUAUUUUAUUGGGAUAUGUUUUGGGAGACAACUGUUCAUAGAAUUUUAUUGUAGAUAUAAAUGAGAAUAGAGCAGUACUUUGCAGUAUUACUCUUGCUGUUUAUUGUUCAAAUAUAAUUUAAGAAAAUUCCACUUAUUAGUCUUGCCUAUUUCUAUGUUUUUAGAUAGUUUAAUGCAUGUGGAAAUUUGUAGCUGUCUUGGAAAUUAUUGUGCAUGUAUGAAAUACAUAUAUAUAUGUAUAUGUUGUGUAUACUUAUAUAUGUAUGUAUGUAUUAUAUGCAUACAUGCUGUAGCUUAAAAGUCCCAUGCCUACUUUUAAAGGAUGCUCAGCCAGGCUGUCAUGCAUUUCUUGCUCUCCAAGUAAUAUAUUAGAUUUACUUUGGGCAAUCACGAUUUGCUUUGCCAGUCAACAGCCAAUGCGUAAUUACAGGAUCACUCCUGAAACGUGUAAUGUAGUGCAUAUAUGCAGUCUGUAAGUGAAACAUCAGGAAUAUACCAAUGGUGCAAAAGCCUUGUCUGGAUGAUUUCAGUGGAGAGAGGAAAAGCUUUUUGUCAAUAUUCUCCCUGCAACAGGGGUACAGCAUAUGUAAGAGUGAACAUUUUAGGACCUGUGUCAGUGAAGUAUCUGAAACACAGAAUAAAAACACAGACUGUCCCAACCGCUUCUCUGAUUAUACAAAAGAUUUUAUUUAACUGUGUGCUUAUUUGAAAAAUAGUUGCAAGACUUGGCUUGGUUUUUGGUAAUUUUUUUUUUCUCAUUUGUUGUUGUUGUUUUAAAGAAAUAUAGUGAACUCAGUGAACCUUAGGAAGCCUAAAAUGUAGCUCCGAAAAGUAUCAUCAGAGAAAGGGAGGGAGGAGGAAAGUGGAAUUGAACAGUAGCCAUGGUUAUGAAGAUGAACAUAACACUAUUACCAACAAAGCCAUCACCUAAACAAGACUGAUGGCUUCCAUUCCAUGUAUAUAUAUAUGUUAAAUACACUUAUAUAUACACAAACAUAGGGUUGAUUUGAUGCUUAUUUCAGGAGGCAAGCAAAGGAUUGGGGCUUUCUUCUUGUCUGUCUCUAAAUUGAUUUUAUGUGCAUUUGCUUGCAAAACCAAAGGUGAAUACAGAGAGGAGUGGAAGACUGCCACAGACACAAUCUCAUAGGUUAAUUGAAUUUAAUUGCAGUCAUGAUUAAUGCAUUUGGAUUCUGCCAGAGAUAAAAUUAAAAAAA
Molecule: messenger RNA, 3017 nt
Organism: Tympanuchus pallidicinctus (lesser prairie-chicken)
Lineage: Eukaryota; Metazoa; Chordata; Aves; Galliformes; Phasianidae
Gene: RORB
Product: RAR related orphan receptor B
Exons: 10
Coding region: 141-1520 (459 amino acids)
Biological process (GO): regulation of transcription by RNA polymerase II
Cellular component (GO): nucleus
Molecular function (GO): nuclear receptor activity; RNA polymerase II cis-regulatory region sequence-specific DNA binding; zinc ion binding
Source: RefSeq, a predicted model, not a curated record